This is a messenger RNA of Aaosphaeria arxii CBS 175.79, 2183 nucleotides long. Its product is annotated as cytochrome P450. NCBI's taxonomy places the organism in Eukaryota, Fungi, Ascomycota, Dothideomycetes, Pleosporales. Gene Ontology annotation, molecular function: oxidoreductase activity, acting on paired donors, with incorporation or reduction of molecular oxygen; monooxygenase activity; iron ion binding. The transcript is spliced from 4 exons. The record is from RefSeq and is a predicted model, not a curated record. The coding region runs from base 386 to 1945 and encodes 519 amino acids.
GCAUCACCACAUUGAAUCCCUGAUCUGACGCGCCUGUUUCCCCCAACCUGCUGUCUCUCAAUCCCUCAAACGGACCAUGUCUCUCUGUCUAUCUCAGCCGCCCCAGAUAACUACUGUCUAUGCACUCCGUAUAAGCCGAGAGAUGCAGACGACUUUGACCUGCAGUUUGUGGCAAGCCAUUAUCCCACCACUCCACCAGUACUCGUGAACCUUCUCCCUGCAUUCGCAUGGAUCCUCCCGAACCCCCUUCGCUACCCCCGUCCCCCAUUUCCCCCAUCCCCCCCUUCCGGUCACAUAAGACUCAGAGACACCUGCAAUCGCUCGCGCGGAUUGGAUUGUGAGAGCUACUCCCAUUCCGCAUCACGAGCGCUGUCAGACUUCUACCAUGGACCCGGGAACCCCUUCACCUCGAAUAGAUGCCUCGCCGCUGUCGCUGCUACUGUCGCUGUCGCCCACUGCUAUUGUAGCGAUUGCCUUCGUCCUCUACAACCUCGGCUUAAUUUUCCAUCGUCUGUUCCUCCAUCCGCUCGCGAAGUUCCCUGGCCCAAAACUCGCUGCCGUUACAUCCUUGUACGAGGCAUACUACGAAAUCCUCCUCAAGGGACAGUAUUCGCGUAAAAUCAGCCAACUUCACGAUAAAUACGGACCAAUCAUUCGUGUGACCCCAAACGAGAUUCACAUCAGAGAUAGUCGCUUCUUCGAGACAUUCUACACCAAGACCCAACAUCCAAACAAAGAUGGCUGGGACAACCGCUUCGGGAGCGAGCAUUCGGUCCUCACUACCGUGAACGGAGCUUUUCACAAGCGUAGGCGCGCCGCCUUGAAUCCCAUGUUCUCGCGGCGCUCCAUUCUCAACUUCAUCCACAUCCUCGAACGGCAUAUCGACACCUUUGCCACCCGCAUCAAUGAAUUCGAAGCCCGCAAGGAACCACUCAACCUCAGCCAUGCUUUCCCUGCCCUGACCGGCGACAUCAUCAUGGACUAUUUCUUCGGCUUCAACUACGCCCAACUCAAGAACCCGGAAUUCGAAUCCUUUCACGAGGCAUUCUCCAAGAUCGGUGCGACCGGCCACCUCGCGACCCAAUUCCCUGCCAUCCUCCCCCUCAUGAACGCCAUCCCAGACUCCAUCACCGAAUGGCUCCAACCCGCCGCAAAGCCCCUCCUGAAGUUCAAGCGCGACCAAUGGGACGUUGUGGGCCGGACCCUCAAAGGCGAAAACGUCAAGACCAACGACGCAAAGAAGACCAUCUUUCAGGAGAUCCUGACCAGCAGGCUUCCCGACGAAGACAAGUCGCAUCGCCGACUGGCGGAUGAAGCGCAGAUCGUCGUGGGCGGCGGCGUCGAGACCACAGCAUUCACCCUUUCCAUCGCAUCCUUCCACAUCAUCAACACCCCGCGCAUCUACGAGCGCCUGCACGCCGACCUCGUCGCCGCGUUCCCCAAUCGCGCCGCGCCCCUCGAUCUCGUCAAAUUGGAAUCGCUCCCCUAUCUCAAGGCCUGCAUCAUGGAGGCGGCGCGCAUGUCGUACGGCCUCUCCGCGCGCAACCCGCGAACCCACGACAAACCCUUCACGUACGGCGGGUAUGUCAUCCCAGCCGGGACGUCGGUCGGCAUGACGAUCUCCGAGGUCUCGCAUGACGAGAGCAUCUUCCCGGACUCGAGGGCAUACAUCCCGGAGAGGUGGCUCGACGAACCUAAGACGAGGGAUGGUGUUCCGUUGGACAAGUUCAUGGUCAGCUUUGGGCGGGGGACCAGGAGCUGUUUGGGUAUCAAUCUUGCCUGGACAGAACUAUAUCUCACGCUGGGGAUGAUGUUCCGUCGCUACACGUUCGAGCUUUUCGAGGCGGACGUGACUGACGUGGAAAUGGGUCACGACUUCUUCAUUCCGGUGGUUCGGACAGACUCGAAGGGUGUCAGGGUGUUCGUGACUUCUACCACAAACUAGACUCCGAUACUGUUAAAUCAAACGGACGGAUGUGGUCUUGAUAUGUGGUUUCAAGAUGUCUAGUAGAAGGUAAUGGUAGGACGACUGGGAUGUACAUAGGGCUUUGCUUGUCAAUGACGUCGAUAUACCCGAUUUCCCUUUUGACGUUCCUCAUAUCUCUACCUCAACUUGAGUUCAUUGAUGAUCAUGAAACAAAUGUCUUUGGUAACUGCGAUGCAAUAAGAACAAUCCACCAUAA